UGAUUAUGAGAUAUGCAUGGUUGAUUCAUCAAAGCUAUUAAUAAAGGAAGGCUUCAUUAAUUUAUGCCAAAAAUAUGGUUCAAUUAAAAAUAUUACUAUUCAUAAAACAGAUUAUGAAAAUCAAGCAUUUAUUCUUUUUGAAGACAACGAUGCUGCAUUCAAACUUUUAAAUGAGAAGUUAGAUUUUCCAUCUUUCAUAAAAGUGGAUAUUUCCAAUCGAACACAAAAGAUGAUAAAUUCAACAUUUAGAAAAGAAAAUGAAGAUGUUGAAAAAUAUGAUGAUGAUGACUAUCUAAACACAGUUAUUAAAGAAAGUGAAAAAAAUGAAAUUCAAUUUGGGCCUGAAUUUGAACUUAAUAAACUCGAUUUCUAUUAUCGUUUUGAAAAUUGUAUGGGUGGUGAAAUUAAAAUUGAAAAAAAGUUAAGUCCAAACAUGUUUACUGGUUUCACUACAUUUUUUAAUGAUGGUGAUAAUAUACAAGACAAGUUGAAAAUAAUUAGCAAUGAUAUUGAAUGCUCUGAUCUUCUUAAUAUAAAUGAUCUGAAAUAUGGAAUGUUAGUUGGUGCAUUUGAUAAUGCAACUAAUUUAUAUGGCCGUGGAUAUGUAACUUUGGUUGCUGGAAAUAGUGUUAAUGUUGCUUUGAGUGAUUAUGGUAGAGUAAUUAAUACAAUUAAAAUUAGAGUACUACCUGAAAAACAUACUAAGUUACCGGCUUAUUCAUUUAAAGUAUAUACCAAAGGUGACUAUGUUGCACAAUUAAAAAAUACAUCUUAUGUUUUUAAAGUACGCAGUGUAUGUCCUGAAAGAAUUGUUUUGAUUAUGUUUGAUGAAAAUAAAGAAAUUAAAGUACAAUURAAAAAAUGGCAGCCUACUAUUGAAGAAUCUGGUGUUUCGUAUAUUGACUUUAAGAAUAAUAGCUCGGUAGAAUUGCUUAAGUUAAAAGAUAUGAGUUCUGUAUGCAUUAGAUCAAAAGAAAAACAUCAUUUUGAAUUUUUUUUUUCAUCAUGGAACAAUUUAGCAGCUUAUUGUUAUAAAAAUCGUAAUGUUGAUUUAUUAAGGAUUGAAUUAGUUGAAAAAUCAGUUGUGAACUUGACAUUUGUUGAAUAUCAUGAUGGAGUAUUUUAUAUGAGAGAUAAAUUGUUUGGAAAGUCUUUUUCACUUUUAUCUGACAUGAUUAAAGAGUAUUGUAGCUUGAAUUUAAAUCCGUAUUUACCACAUAUUGAUGAAGUAUGCCUUGGCCAAUUUCCAGAUGGUAUGUGGUACAGAGUAAUAUGUGAUCAAUUGAAGCCUGGUGAAUCGGUUAAAGUACAUUCUGUAGAUUUAGGAAAUAUUGCAUAUUUAAACAAUAGAAACAUAAAAAGACUUCCAGAAGAACUAAUAUUUCACCCAACUCAUGUUUCUCUAUGUAUUUUAGAUUCUUCUGUUCAGAUAAAUGAAGAAAAGAUAAAAUUAUUACAAAAAUAUGAAAACACAGAUUKUGAAGUAACUAUUGUGAAAAGCUUAGGUGGUAAAAAUCAUUAUUUAUUCAACUGUCCAUUCAUUGAAAAUAUUCUUCAGUAACUUUUUAAA
Molecule: messenger RNA, 1570 nt
Organism: Diuraphis noxia (Russian wheat aphid)
Lineage: Eukaryota; Metazoa; Arthropoda; Insecta; Hemiptera; Aphididae
Molecular function (GO): nucleic acid binding
Source: RefSeq, a predicted model, not a curated record